Molecule: messenger RNA, 5237 nt
Organism: Drosophila innubila
Lineage: Eukaryota; Metazoa; Arthropoda; Insecta; Diptera; Drosophilidae
Gene: ush
Product: zinc finger protein ush
Exons: 8
Coding region: 365-4090 (1241 amino acids)
Biological process (GO): cell differentiation; negative regulation of transcription by RNA polymerase II; heart development
Cellular component (GO): nucleus
Molecular function (GO): RNA polymerase II-specific DNA-binding transcription factor binding
Source: RefSeq, a predicted model, not a curated record
GAGACAAAGAGACAGAGCACGAAAAAUUUCAUUACUGAGCGCGUGGUUUUUCAGUUUGCCGUAGAACGCGAGACGAGCAGCAACGAAUGCGGCUUUAUUUCUAUCAAUCCAUCAAUCAAGCGGUCAAGCAUUGAGUCGCGUAAUUAUUCGAAAUAUUCAUGUGAAUAACAAGCGAGUGUACAAGUGAAUGAAAAGCAAGCAAAUCAAUGUGAAUACAAGUGUAAUAAAAAAAAAAAAUGUGGCAAAUAAAGUAGUGAGCAUUUUAGAAGUCACUGUCAAUCAUUAAACCACCCAAACACCCAUACACCCUACUACCUAUGUAUGUGCCACACUUGGUCAACAGCAAAUUGGCUAACUAAUAACCAUGAUUAGCAGUCAGACAACAACAACAACAACUAAAGGAAUAACAACAAAAGGUGAUUGUUCCGAUACCACAGAAGAGAUGACCGUCGACAGCAGAGAUUCCAAAGAUUUAGGUGCACACGAGCUGAGCGAGGAGAAGCAACAGCAGCAACAACAGCAGCAGGAGUUGGAGGGGCAGUUCGAGGAGCAGCCGGAGGACGAACACGGAGAGAACUCAACCAGCAACGCCUCCGAUCAGCCCAUUGAGACUGACAUGGAUCCGGAAAUGGUCGAGGCACAAGCGGAGCAGGAGGAGCAGCAGAAGGAAGCGGACAAUGCGACGACGCCACCACGGAGUCCAACGCCCGAGCUGAUUCCCAAGCUGGAGAGAAUGGAGCAGCCGGCCACACCUCCCUCAGCGACAGCCACGCCCAGUCCGCCGACUACGCCCACAACAGCAACAGUGCUGCCAAAGCUGCGCCUGAAUGCGCUACUCGCCUCGGAUCCGGCUCUUAAACCCGAUGCCAAGGAGCUGAAUCUGACAGAUGCACGUCUGCUCGGUCCGCCACAUCAGCAGCUGUCGAAGCCGGAGCCGCCACAGAGUCUACCCGAUCCCAGCAGCCUUGUGGAGCCGCUCUUGAAGCCGGCACGCUUCAUGUGUCUGCCAUGUGGCAUUGCCUUUAGCUCACCCUCGACGCUGGAGGCGCAUCAGGCAUAUUACUGCUCCCAUCGCAACAAGGAGGCGGACGAGGAGACGGCGUCGGGUGACAAGCUGUCAUCCGCGGGCGGAGGUGGAGGCGUCUCUAGCGCAGGCAACGGCAGCGGCGGCGGCGGAGGAGGAGGAGGAAGCAGCUCGGAGCCUCCAGCGAAGCUGGCACGCAUUGGGAAGCAAUAUGCCUGCACUCAGUGCUCCUACAGUGCCGACAAAAAGGUCUCGCUCAAUCGUCACAUGCGCAUGCAUCAGACAUCGCCGGCUUCCAGUCUCCCGAGCCUUUCCAGCCUCACAGUCAAUGGCAUUUCCAGCGGAGUUGGAGUUGGAGGCGCAGCUGCUUCCGGGCUCGGAGGAGCAGGCGGAGGCGGAGUCGGAGGCGGAGUCUCGCUCGAGGAGAGCUCUAGUCAACAAAUCGAUCGCUACUGCAGCGACUGUGAUAUCCGGUUCAACAAUAUCAAGACCUAUCGCGCCCACAAGCAACACUACUGCAGUUCCCGUCGCAGCGACGGACAGCUGACUCCCAAGCCGGAGGCAGGAGUCGGAGUCGGACCAGGAGGAACAGCAGGAGCAGCAGCUGCUGCCACUGGAGUGCCAGUUGGUGGCAGUGGCAAGUUGAGUGGCGCACACAGUCCGCAGACGCGCAACAAGACGCCGACUCCGGCAAUGGUUGCGGCUGCUGCAGCCGCUGCAGCGGCCGCUGCUGCCGCCUCCCUGCAGGUGGCGGCACCUCAGCCCUUCCUGGCACUGCCCACCAAUCCCAUCAUCAUAGUGCCCUGCUCGCUGAUCCGUGCCGCCAGCCUGAUACCGGGACCACUCACCACCUCCACGUCGGGCAUUGUUAAUCCGGAGUCCACGUGCUUUACCCUUGACAAUGGCGCCUUGAAGCCGCUGGCGACCGCUCUGAAUAUUAACGCCCUGGCCGGGAAUGUCACACCCUCGCCGUUGCCCAGCAACAGCCAGCAGACGAGUUCUGCCCUGGAACCCGAUCGUCAGCCAGGGAACAGCGCCAACUCACUGGAGGCGGAUGCCAAGAGUAGUCCGCCGGAACCCAAGCGGAAGGAAGCUGGAGGCACUCGUGAGUCUACACCUCUGGAUCUGUCGCUGCGACGUUCGCCCAUUGCGGCGUUGCUGCAACGUCAGCGUCUCGUGCGCUCUGCCGCCGCGCUGCUCGAGGCGGAGGAGGCGCUGCUGAGUGCAGCAGCAGCAGCUGGCAAGGAGAAUGUGGAGAGUGGAGGCGGCAGCGUGACGCCGGAGCAGAUUGUGUGUGCCCCCUCGCUGCCGAGCAGUCCCUCCAUGAGUCCCUCGCCCAAGCGACGAGCGGUGAGUCCACGAAGUUCGGGUGCGGGCAGCGCUGCUUCCAUGUCGCCUCCUGCUUUGGGGGUGGGCGUGCCACAUCUGCUGGAGAAUCUGCCGCCGUUGCGUGCCAUGUUGCCCACAGACUUUACGCUAUCCGAAUCCUUGCUGGCCAAAACGAAUCCCGAGCUGGCUUUGAAACUGGCAGCGGCUGCGGCUGCUGGCGAAUUGGCCAGCAAAUUGGGAUUCCCCGGCGGCGCAGCUGCCGGUGGAGGAGCUGCCACAGCAGUGGGAGCAACAAAUGCUGGCAGUAAUGCACCACAAAUCUAUGUGAAACAAGGCGUGUCCAAGUGCAAGGAAUGCAACAUUGUCUUCUGCAAAUACGAGAAUUACUUGGCACACAAGCAACAUUAUUGCUCAGCUCGCAAUCAGGACACGGCUGAAGGUGGUGAAUCGAAGAACUCAAAGACGCCGCCAAGUGGCGCAGGAGGAGCAGCAGCUGGAGGAGCAGGCGUCUCCGCCUCCUCUGCGGUGGAGACAACUCCUGUGGCCUAUCAGCAAUUGAUUUGUGCCGCCUGUGGCAUCAAGUACACCUCGCUGGAUAAUCUGCGUGCACAUCAGAAUUAUUACUGUCCCAAGGGUACAGCCGCUGAUCCCGGCCAGCUGACGCAGCCCAAGGAGAAGUGCGUCAAGUGCAAGACACUGCAUGAACUUGCUCAGCCAUGUCCGCCACCUCCAGCAGCGCCGCCUCAAUUGCCGCCAGUCGGAGGCACUUCCUCCUCAUCCUCCUCCUCCUCCUCGUCGAAUAGCGUCAACAAGUGUCCCGUUUGUGGCGUCGUUAGUCCCACUGCGGCUUUGGCUCGCAAGCACAUGGAGAUGCACGGCACGGUGAAGGCAUUCCGCUGCAGCAUCUGCCAGUACAAGGGCAACACAUUGCGUGGCAUGCGCACUCACAUUCGCACCCAUUUCGAUAAGAAGACCAGCGAUGUGAACGAGGAGCACUACAUGACCUGCAUCUUUGAGGAGGAUCCAUCUUCUGCUGCUGCUGCUCCAACAGCUGCUUUAACACAGGCCAUCGGUUUGGGACUGGAUGUGCCCACUGUAGCCACUGUGGCAACACCUCAAUUGGAGCAACUGGAGCAACAACAGGCGCAGCAUCCGCCACAGAUCUUCAACUGUGACUACUGCAACUAUGCAUCCACCUACAAGGGCAAUGUGCUGCGCCACAUGAAAUUGUUGCAUCCACAUGUGGCAAUCAGUUCGCCUUCCAUAUCGCCGGAGUCCCGAGAGCAGGAUAAUAAUGUACAUUCUCUAUCCGAAGUAUCGCUGGUUAACGGUGAUCGUGACACGCCAGCUAGCUUCCAGAUCAAAUCGGAGCCUUUGGAUCUACAACCUGUGGUAACACUGAGUCUGGUGCAUGAGAACAACAAUUCACCGAUAGGAACACCACACAGUCACAUCAAGGCCGAACCCAUGGACAUUGAUGUGUCGCCUCCAACGCUGCCGCCGCCAAUGGCCAAUUCUCCAUUGGGUCCAAGUGCCGCCGAGGCCAUGAAAAAGUAUUGUUCCACCUGCGACAUAUCCUUCAACUAUGUGAAAACUUAUUUGGCCCACAAGCAGUUCUACUGCAAGAGCAAAUUGCAUCGACCCGAGGCGAAUGAUAGCCCCAGUCCCAAUGCCGUGCCCAACGAACUGUUGCUGCUCCAGAAGAACAAGGAGAAUCUACAGGAGGCGGCCAUUUGAGAGAGCCAGCUGAUGUGGGAGGCGCAGCGCAAGCAGCUGGAAUGGUACUACAAAUGUUUCUAAGUUAAAAGCAACCAACUCCCGAAUUGAAUCCACGUCAACCGUCACAGUAUCGAAAGUAUUCCCCCGAGAAUCUCGCUGCCCUUCCAAACAUGCCGCCAAUAGAUACAGUUAAAAAGAUACAGAUACAGAUACAAAUAUAAUUACAAAUACAGUUGCAGAUACACUGAUAACAAAUGUUUGGUUCUCGAUGCAUUUGUUAGAGGAAAGUUCUUAGUUUUCUUAUUCAAUUAAAAAAACAUUUUAAAAAUUUGAUUUAGUUUAAAAAAUGAAUAUUUAUCUAUAAAUACAAUCAAUAUUUUCAGUUAGAUAUUGUAACAAGUUCGCAAUUUUAUUUUUAAAUAAUUUGUAAGGCUUAAACAAUUUAGGAGAAGUGAACAUUAAUUGAAUAACAAAAGAAUUUUGUUCUAAAAAUUUAAAAAAAAAAAAAGGGAAAUUAAAACCAUAACCAAAUUUUUGGAAGUUUGCAGCCUUAGAAUGAAGGCUAAGAAAUGCUAAGAAAUACGAGAACACAUCUUGAUUUUAAAAUGGUUUUUUAUUUUGUAUUAUUCCUCUGAAAGUUAUCUUAUUUAACAUAAAAAUGUGUAAGAUCAAUAUUCCUGCUUUUAGAAACCGGUCAUUAUUAUCAGUGUACAGAUAUAUAUACAGAAACCUAAUCGUAUAUAUAUAUAUAGUAGAAAUCAUGACAUAUAAUGCAUGCCAAAGCUUACCACUUAGACAAAAAUUAAAUUGAGUGCAAGAAACUAAAAGUUUUCAAUAUACAAACAUAAACAUAAAUAUAUAUUAAUAUAUAUCUAGAUAUAUUAGUGUCUAGGAGAGAAGCUAUACGCUCUCUCUGACUCCGACCGACUCCACCUGGGUGUGUUGGUAACGGUAAAUAAUCCUAUAGAUUCAAUAUACGACUAAUAACUAUUAUACUAAUGUAACGCGUCUAAGCGUACGCAUAAUUUAACAUAAAACUGUGUAAUUUAAAUAUAUAUAAAUACCUAACAUUUAAACAUAUACAUAUAUGUAUAUAUGCAUGUGUACAUGUAUACGUACUUAUUAAGAGUGUGCGACAAUAAAACUAAUUAAUUUAUUCAAAAUA